This is a messenger RNA of Aegilops tauschii subsp. strangulata, 751 nucleotides long. The record is from RefSeq and is a predicted model, not a curated record. NCBI's taxonomy places the organism in Eukaryota, Viridiplantae, Streptophyta, Magnoliopsida, Poales, Poaceae.
UUUGUUUUAUGAUUUUCUCCAUCAGUUGAAACUUAGUGAUGAGCCAGAUGUGUUUGAUCCGAAGGUGUGCGAAAAAGAAUUUAGGAAUGCUUGCUUACAAAAUCACAUUUGAAAAUCUGACCUGGUAAGUUCUUAUCUUGUUCCAUCUUGCAUUAUUUUUCUAUUUUUUUACAUUUUUUUCUAAAUGCAUUUUCUGGUUCUGCUCUGUUUUGAUGCAUUGCAGCUAUUCUUCAUGGUUGUACACAAAAAGCACUGGGCAGUAGUAUUUGUUAACAUCACCCAAAAGGAGUUCAAUAUCUUUGACUCCAUCAGGAACUCGGAAGACCUUUUUGAGAUGGACAAGAUCACUAAGAAUGUGGUAAUGCCCCUGUUGGAGUUUGGCGCAACAAAUCUUUUCCUUCUUUUUGCUUUUCCACACCGCACACUUACUCAUGCAUUUCGUUUGUCCAUUUUUCUCGGGUUUGAUCAGGUCGCAAACGUCAAGAGUGUUGCAAUGAGGGAGCCACUUUUUAAGCACAAUCUCGAGUCUUACUCGCUAUUCACCCCACUUGAUUACCCUCAACAAAAAACUUACUAUAACUGUGGCUACUAUAGUAUUUUAUACGUGGAGAAUUGGGAUGGCCUUGUUAUGCUGUCAUUUGGCGAGGAUUACAUCCCAAACCUUCGGAAAUGCAUUGCAGCAGAUCUGUUGAGACACCCAAGCAACAAAUUGGACCCCGCGCAGCAGCUGAAGCUGCUUCUUCAGCGUUAG